Molecule: messenger RNA, 723 nt
Organism: Eruca vesicaria subsp. sativa (arugula)
Lineage: Eukaryota; Viridiplantae; Streptophyta; Magnoliopsida; Brassicales; Brassicaceae
Source: the annotation of a GenBank genome assembly
AUGGAGAACUCGUACGACUCAGCAGCAGCCAAGUGGUCUGAUUCAACAAGUCCAUAUAACACGGUCUCAUGGUCAUUAUUACAACCUGAUUCCUCAGAUUCUGAUCUUAGCCGCUUUAACCUUGGUUCCUCUGAUGAAUUUGUCGGUGGGAAAGACAAGGCUGAGUCGGUCUCAAGAAGCCACCGUCUAGCGGAGAAGAGACGCCGUGACCGUAUUAAUUCUCACCUCUCUGCGCUCCGGAAACUCGUCCCUGAUUCCGACAAGUUAGACAAAGCAGCUCUCUUAGCAAGAGUGAUAGAACAAGUGAAGGAACUCAAACAAAACGCAAAAGAAUCACCAAUCUACAAAGAUCUUCCAACAGAAGCAGAUGAAGUAAUCGUACUCCCUGAAACUAUCUCCAACGACUUAAAACCAGACACAAUCAUCUACAAAGCUUCUUUUUGCUGUCAAGAUCAAGCCGAAGCAAUCUCAGAGAUCGUUAACGUUCUCACAAAGUUUCAGCUCGAGACAAUAAAAGCUGAGAUUAUCUGUGUUGGGGGAAGAAUGAGAAUCAAUUUCAUUCUAAAAGAGAUUACUACUAAUACUACAUCAGUAAAAACUCUGAAGCAAUCUCUAUGCGCAGCGUUAAACCGAAUCACAUCUUCUUCUUCUUCAACUACUUCAUCAGUUUGUAGAAUCAGAAGUAAAAGACAGAGAUGGUUCCUCUCUUCUAACUACUCAUAA